UCUUGACCCUUUGGCUGCAAAGACAGUCUUCAACUCAGGACUAAACAUCACACUCAUCCCCCUCAGCACACAGCGCAAACUAAGUUCAUUUCCCACGAUACUGGAGAGGCUGCAGCAAACAAGGGAGAGUCCUGAAUCACAAUUCGUGAACAGCCUACUGUCCAGGCUACACUGGCUGCAACAGGCUCACCAGAGCUAUCAGCACACGGAUAUAUUCUUGGGUGAGAUCUUUGGCGCAGUUCUCUUGGGUAGUGAUCAUUCCGUUUUGAAGCCUACCUUUGAAGAAAAUAACAUCAGGGUCAUUUCUGAAGGUGAUGAAUCCAUAGAUGGACAGAUUGUGAUUGAUGAAAGGCAAGGAAAAUCUGUAAAAGUAUUGAGAAAUGUUGAUCCUGUGGCAUGCUAUGAUCUAUUUGCAAAUCGACUGAGUGAUGAAGAGCAGUCUGCUGUAUUAGGAAGCUAUGAUGAACAGACAAAAAUCUGGAGAACGCCACACAUAUAGCCUUGAAUUCCCAGCCAAGGCAUUGAACAAAACAGAAGUUUCAAAGAGAAUAGUGUACUUGUGCUUGUAGAUGGCUCAAUAAAAAGGAACCGUUAUC
Molecule: messenger RNA, 596 nt
Organism: Rubroshorea leprosula
Lineage: Eukaryota; Viridiplantae; Streptophyta; Magnoliopsida; Malvales; Dipterocarpaceae
Source: the annotation of a GenBank genome assembly